AUGGAGUUCCCGAGAAUGUGUCCAGCGCGUUGGUCAGACGAAAACUUUAGCAUGUGUCCAGCACGAGAAUUUAUGUGCCCAUUCUACGACAUGCAUUCGCGUUACUUUCGUCCUUGGAGGCUAAUGGACAAACAAAGCAUCUCUAAAGAAUUCGGAUCUACAAUAGAAAAUGAAAAAGGCAACUUUAAAAUAACUUUGGACGUCCAACAUUAUCGACCAGAGGAAAUCAGUGUGAGAGUGACAGACAAUGAAAUUAUAGUAGAAGGGAAACAUGAAGACAGGCCGGACUCUCAUGGAUAUAUCUCGAGGCAAUUCAAGCGGCGCUACGCGUUGCCAAGUCAAUGCCCCGGAGAGAACGUCACUUCAUCCAUGUCCUCAGACGGUGUCCUUAUUAUAAUCGCUGAAAAGAAAUCUUCCAGCGAGAAACAAGAAAAAAUUGUACCAAUCAAAAUGUGUGGCUUUACUCCGAAAACGACUCAGGUUGAAAGUAAAAUGACUUCAGAAAUUAUAAAAAAUUCAGUUAAGGAAAAUAUCAAGGAUACAGAAGACAUGACUCGUAACAAAAAUGGCCAAAUAAUGCUCAAAGAGGAACAUAGUCGAUUGCUAAAGCCAGAACUACUGAAAGAGACUAUUUCAGAAACAAAUGGAGACAAAUUUUCGUCGAAACAAGUUGUUGAAAGUAAGGGGCUGGUUGAGAAAAAGGAUGGCAAGGAUAUUGGAGUCACAGCAAGUAAGAUUGAAGAAUCUUUUACAAAAUCAACUUUGGGAGUGUCUGGAUUGACGGAAAAAAUUGGGGAAAAGAGUUUAGCCUCGACAUCCGACAUGUGUGGAAUGAAAACAAUGUCUAACAUGUCUAAAACAAUUAUUGAAGAGUCUUCUUCAUCAUUUAAAUCAUCCUCUUCCAUGUCUUCUACCAUGAAGGCCAGUGGGAAGAUUGGGGAAUUCACAAAAGACAUAAUUAGCGCUGAAUUAAAGGAAGCAGCAGAAAAUGUAUAA
Molecule: messenger RNA, 996 nt
Organism: Spodoptera exigua (beet armyworm)
Lineage: Eukaryota; Metazoa; Arthropoda; Insecta; Lepidoptera; Noctuidae
Source: the annotation of a GenBank genome assembly